Zea mays is the source of this 1046-nucleotide messenger RNA. RefSeq names its product SnRNP core Sm protein Sm-X5-like protein. The record is from RefSeq and is a predicted model, not a curated record. Gene Ontology annotation, molecular function: RNA binding. Gene Ontology annotation, cellular component: Lsm1-7-Pat1 complex; P-body; U4/U6 x U5 tri-snRNP complex. NCBI's taxonomy places the organism in Eukaryota, Viridiplantae, Streptophyta, Magnoliopsida, Poales, Poaceae. Bases 534 to 815 code for a protein of 93 amino acids. Gene Ontology annotation, biological process: mRNA splicing, via spliceosome. The transcript is spliced from 4 exons.
AUUUUUUUAUGAGUAAGAUGUUAGAAAUGGUUAGAGGAGGCUAAUAAAUAUAUUUUGAUGUUUUAACGACUUGAAGAACACAUUGAUUUAUAUUUUUGUUUUUUGAACUAUUAAAGAAAGCAAAUUGAUUUGUAAAGGGACUAUUAUAUAAAGCGAAUUGAUUUGUAAAAAGGGACCGGGAAAAAACUAGUACUUUUGGGCCGUUCGCAGGCUCCCAUCUUCUCCCGCAUAAUCUUCCUCCCGCACAUCCCGAUCCUCCAGCUGUGGCAUGGGUCUUGUGCAGUGUUGGUGGGCUGACCAGUUGGGCUAUGGCCUGCUCGCAUAAUCUUCCUCCCGCACAUCCCGAUCCUUCUCUCGGCGGCCCGUUGGUCACGUGACUCAUCCCCCUGUGCUCUCCUCUCGUGGCCUUGUUUCCUGGCGGCGACGGCUGGUCGAGCGGCGCCGCCCUUGGCUAGGUCUUCGCUGGGUCCUUCCCCGGCGACGAGCGUCCAUCUGGGGUCGACUGAACUGAGCAGGCAGUAGGAAGAGACACUAUGUUGUUCUUCUCCUACUUCAAGGAGCUGGUGGGGAAGGAGGUGACAGUGGAGCUCAAGAAUGACUUGGCGAUCCGCGGGACGCUCCACUCGGUUGACCAGUACCUCAACAUCAAGCUCGAGAACACCCGCGUAGUCGACCAGGACAAGUAUCCCCACAUGCUUUCAGUGCGGAACUGCUUCAUCAGGGGCUCGGUGGUGCGGUACGUGCUGCUCCCGCAGGACGGCGUGGACAUCGACAUCCUCCACGACGCCACCAGGAGGGAGGCGCGCGGAGGCUGAUCCUGAUGCGCACCCGCUCCCUCACCUGCUGGCUGCUGCUUCAUCCCCGAUUGUACGAAGCAUGCAUGUACGGUGUGUGGUAGACAGAUGCCCCAGUUUAGUUCUUUGGUGCUUGCCUUGACAUAGAUAUUCCAGGUUGGAUGAUGACCUGAAUCACCUGAUAUAUUAUUGUCAUAUCAUAUGCAAUGUUCUUGCAUGGGGUUGCUAUAUUAUUACCAUAUCGUAUUAUCA